This is a messenger RNA of Fusarium proliferatum ET1, 1047 nucleotides long. RefSeq lists its product as uncharacterized. Bases 1 to 1047 code for a protein of 348 amino acids. Lineage: Eukaryota; Fungi; Ascomycota; Sordariomycetes; Hypocreales; Nectriaceae. The transcript has a single exon. The record is from RefSeq and is a predicted model, not a curated record.
AUGAUAGGGCCAGACAAACGGAACCCGCACCUCAGGUUUGCCCUUGAGGGAACAGCUUCAGUCCUCGGUUCAGAGUCAACCACAUACGAAGCAACGUUCGGCACCAACGAAUCUGUUGUAUCAAAGUCGGCAGUAGAUGCAGCUAAAGCCACAAACCCAGAGAUCACAUACCCGCUCAUUGCCUUCAGCGAGACCGCUCUUUGCAUCGGGGUUAUGGAUUCCGAGCACGAUGGUGGCCCAGUGGUUACUACAGAGCGGUGGAGUAGCUUGAUACCUUUUACCAAAGGUUUCCCCAUUACUGAGCAGCCUGACGGUCGACAAACAAACUACAGCCUAAGAUUUUCAGGGUUAACGUGCCGUUUAAACAGAUCCACUGGAUGGGCUGAUAUUAAAGUGAACGGGAGUGACUGGUCGAUGGUCGAGAACACUCUUGUCGACGAGAAGCCUGACGCAGGGCACGAUAUGCCGGUGCUUAGCUUGACGGCAAGUCUCAGUACCUUUGACGAUGGACGUGAUGGGAGACCGCCCGGGCUCGGCGGACACUUGCUUCGAGCGGCACUGGGAGUGGCGACUGAAGGAAGUCGACAGAGCUGGGGCCUAGAAACCCUUGCUGAUGCUUUCCUAUGGUACGAAAUAGAGGCCCGUCAAGUGCCGCUUGACAAUGACAAAGCCGUAAGGGCUGAGAGAUAUCAAGUGCAGUCCAACAUUGAUGAAUACGCAAUGACAUUUGUUCCGUGGAUUCUCAUGUCUGGACUUGCGACACUGGGAACAGCAUGCGCGUUGACGAUUGGGCUCACCCUCAAUUCUUGGAAGGUAUACUCGCUUAGAAGUGGCAGAAUGUUGGUUCCAAUCCGAUUGACAGCUGAUGUUGGAGUGGCUUUGGAUAAGCAGGUGUUUGAAGAGUGCUCAACCUGGCACGCCACAAGGCUGAACAAGUGUGCAGAUGAGGCUCGGUUUCAGUACGAGCCCGACGCCCGUUUGGAUAGUGCAACGGGUCUGUAUGCUCUAGGGAUCCGCCUUCGACAAAUCUCGCGACCACACGACUGA